Molecule: messenger RNA, 567 nt
Organism: Morchella sextelata
Lineage: Eukaryota; Fungi; Ascomycota; Pezizomycetes; Pezizales; Morchellaceae
Exons: 3
Coding region: 1-567 (188 amino acids)
Source: RefSeq, a predicted model, not a curated record
AUGAGCAUAAUGGUCGACUACGACCUCAUGGACGAGAAUACCGCCGACCCAAUGUACCUCGAGUAUAUAACCCAGAGGAAGGCCUACCUUCACUACACUCGCCUCAACCAUAAAGCGGAGCUCGCCGAGUGUCACGAAAAUAAUCGGAAGGUAGAGGAUGCCAUCCAGGCCCACAUUGGGGAUCUUGAUAACCUAGAAUAUUACGGGGACACCAAAGCCACUGCAUCAUUUAAAAUGAUACUUUAUAGGCUGGAGGAGUUGAAAGCAGUUAAGGUUGAUUUUGAUAGGAUCACUGAUGAGGUUGAGCGACUUAUCAAAUAUCUGAAGACCGAGGUUGGGGAGCUCGAGGUCGAGGUCGAGUAUAAUGAGCAGUUGGUAGAUGAGGCGGAGGCGCGUCAGAUGGAGGAGUAUGAUGCGGAGAUCAAUGAGAAGUACAUUAUCACCAACGCUCCCUUCCACCCAAUCCAAUCGGAGGAGAUAAACCAGCACGAGAAUGCUCAGAUCAUCAAGAAAGAAGAGGAGGAUUAUCACUACAAGAACGGCAUCAAAGUGGAGGACGUCGACUAG